Onychomys torridus (southern grasshopper mouse) is the source of this 1959-nucleotide messenger RNA. It is a transcript of the gene Cryz, whose product is annotated as crystallin zeta. Bases 718 to 1707 code for a protein of 329 amino acids. The record is from RefSeq and is a predicted model, not a curated record. Gene Ontology annotation, cellular component: cytosol. The transcript is spliced from 9 exons. NCBI's taxonomy places the organism in Eukaryota, Metazoa, Chordata, Mammalia, Rodentia, Cricetidae. Gene Ontology annotation, molecular function: NADPH binding; mRNA 3'-UTR binding; quinone reductase (NADPH) activity.
AGGCUGUGACCCCUUCACUUCAGCGAUGCUCACCUAAGGAAGCACCGAGACGUGGUGAGAGCGGUUCAAGGGAGGAUUCGGGCGUGAACUUCCAGUCCUCUAGCAUUCUAUAAAUCGAAAUUUUCUAGCUGUUGCCGCUCACUAUCAUCUGGGGGGCCCUGUUAGAAUAGCAACGCCAACUGUAAACGCGCGGGCGGGUAGUUAGCAAACAACCCAGUCGGGGCGCGGGUAGCGGAGGCCACCUGACCGCACAGGCACGGCGGGCCCGGGCCUCACCCCGUCCAGGAGGAGGAUACGGCCUGCGCAGGAGCUGGUGGUGAAAAACUCUUCCCGCGAAUUCAGCAGCUCCACAACCUCCGCCGCGUCCUCGUCCACACUGCCUUUCCGGCUGAGGUCCGCCUUGCUGAGACUCUGCGCCUUCCAUCGGCGGAACUCUGCGCUGAGGUCCAUGCGCGAGCGACAGGGAGCUGGCGCUCGGCUUCGGAACCCGUCUCCCUUCUCUGUGGGCGCAGCCAUAUUGCCGCCACGGUGGCCAGAGAGGACCAAACUUCUCCAUCCGUGCCGUCGGCGGAUUCCAGCCUCCGCCCCCCAGCAGAGGAGGGGUUAAGAGGCGGAGCCUUGAAAAAGUUGGAAAAGACCGGCCCAUCUCUUUUGCCAAGGAACUUCUGGAGCUUAGGAGCUUUUGAUUUCUACUCUAGAGAAGGUCUCUAGAUCACCAUGGCAACUGGACAGAAGUUGAUGAGGGCUGUUCGAGUGUUUGAAUUUGGUGGACCCGAAGUGCUGAAACUCCAGUCCAAUGUGGCAGUUCCUGUCCCAAAGGGCUGUCAGGUUCUAAUCAAAGUCCAUGCCUGUGGCAUCAACCCAGUAGAGACAUAUAUUCGUGCUGGCACCUACAGUCGAAAACACGCCUUACCCUUCACUCCAGGCACCGAUGUGGCUGGGAUCAUAGAAUCUGUUGGAGAGAGUGUGUCAGCUCUCAAGAAAGGUGACCGGGUCUUCUGCACCAGCACAAUUUCUGGUGGUUAUGCAGAGUUUGCUCUUGCAGCAGAUCACACUGUCUACACCCUGCCAGAGACACUGGACUUCAGGCAGGGGGCUGCACUUGGGAUCCCGUACUUCACAGCCUGCCGUGCGCUGUUCCACAGUGCUCGUGUGCAAGCUGGGGAAAGCGUCUUGGUUCAUGGGGCGAGUGGAGGAGUUGGAAUAGCUACGUGCCAGAUUGCCAGAGCUCAUGGCUUAAAAGUUUUGGGCACAGCUGGUUCUGAGGAAGGAAAAAAGCUUGUUCUGCAAAAUGGAGCUCAUGAAGUGUUUGAUCACAAAGAAGUUAAUUAUAUUGAUAAAAUCAAGAAAUCUGUUGGUGACGAGGGGGUUAAUGUGAUUAUUGAGAUGCUGUCGAAUGUCAACCUGAGUAAUGACUUGAAGCUUCUGUCCCGCGGAGGACGGGUAAUCGUUGUUGGCUCUCGAGGUCCUAUUGAAAUAAACCCAAGGGACACUAUGGCAAAGGAGACGAGUAUAAUUGGAGUUUCUCUCUUUUCAUCCACCAAGGAGGAAUUUCAGCAGUUCGCAGGCAUCCUCCAAGCAGGAAUGGAAAAAGGCUGGGUGAAACCUGUGAUAGGUUCUGAGUACCCAUUGGAGAAGGUGGUCCAGGCCCAUGAAGACAUCAUCCAUAGCAGUGGGAAGACUGGGAAAAUGAUUCUUCUCCCAUGAUGACCAACUCUUUCUGGGACGCCCUUGUGUCACUGUGACCUCUUCCUCCCCAAGUCUUUCUUCCGUCUGUCAUCUUUAAUCAGCAUUCAUUUCAUUGGGUUUCAUGUAUUAAAAACUUUCGGGGUAGACACAGUGGAGUAACACCAUAGCAGAGGGCAGCAUGCAGCCUUAUGUAGGGCUGGCAUGCAUCUCAAAACUGGGUUUGCUUCUUUCUCUUGGUUUUCUUGGUUUGGUUUAGUGUUUCUGUUUUGU